Molecule: messenger RNA, 2543 nt
Organism: Anguilla rostrata (American eel)
Lineage: Eukaryota; Metazoa; Chordata; Actinopteri; Anguilliformes; Anguillidae
Product: hairy/enhancer-of-split related with YRPW motif protein 1-like
Exons: 5
Coding region: 112-1083 (323 amino acids)
Biological process (GO): regulation of transcription by RNA polymerase II; anterior/posterior pattern specification; circulatory system development
Cellular component (GO): nucleus
Molecular function (GO): protein dimerization activity; RNA polymerase II cis-regulatory region sequence-specific DNA binding; DNA-binding transcription factor activity, RNA polymerase II-specific
Source: RefSeq, a predicted model, not a curated record
GGGAAAGCUUGGGUCUUUAAACGGGUGAACCGGUGGAGCAGUUGACAGUAGUACACUGACAAGUCGCACGAUAAAGGACUAGGAGAACCUUGCGCAAGACUUGCGAUCAAAAUGAAAAGAAAUCACGAUUUCAGCUCCUCGGACAGCGAGCUCGACGAAAACAUUGAGGUAGAGAAAGAGAGUGCUGAUGAAAAUGGGAACCUCUGUUCUCCCCACGGAUCGAUGUCUCCUUCUACAUCGUCUCAAGUACAGGCGAGGAAACGGCGUCGAGGAAUCAUUGAAAAACGUCGCCGUGACAGGAUCAACAACAGCCUGUCUGAGCUCCGCAGACUCGUGCCUAGCGCGUUUGAGAAGCAGGGCUCGGCAAAAUUAGAAAAGGCGGAGAUACUGCAGAUGACUGUGGAUCACUUGAAGAUGCUCCAUGCUGCUGGUGGAAAAGGGUACUUCGAUGCCCACGCGCUGGCCAUGGACUACCGGGGCCUGGGCUUCCGGGAGUGCCUGGCGGAGACGGCGCGCUACCUGAGCAUCAUGGAAGGGCUGGACAGCGCCGACCCGCUGCGGAUACGCCUGGUCUCCCACCUCAACAGCUACGCCUCCCAGCGGGAGGUACACUCGGGGCUCGGACACUUGGCCUGGGGCUCCGCCUUCGGGACCCCGCCCGCCCACCUGGCGCACCACCUUCUCCUGCAGCAGCAGCAGCAGCAGCAGCAAACGGCAGCUUCACGCAGCACCACCAGCAGCCCCCCUUCCUCCUCCUCCGCCUCCUCUUCCUCUUCCUCCUCCUCCCCCACCUCGUCCUCCUCCGAGCCCCACGCCCCCAGCAGGCUCAGCGGCACGGCGCACCCCGAGGCGGGGCACGGGCCCCUGAGGAUGCCCCCGAACGGGGCGCUCCCCCCGGGCCUGCCGCUCGCCGCCUCCAAGCUCUCACCUCCCCUCCUCUCCUCCCUCUCCUCGCUGUCGGCGUUCCCUUUCUCCUUCAGCGCCUUCCCGCUGCUCUCCCCCAGCGCCCUCAGCCCCUCCGCCCCCUCCUCCUCCCUGGGGAAGCCCUACCGGCCCUGGGGUAUGGAGAUCGGGGCUUUCUGAACUCCCCUUCCCCUGGACUGAGCGCCCCAGCUGAGCUGGGCUCCUCCUGAAGACGGCCAAAACAACAGCCAGCCAUUUCUCUUUUCCCCCCCUCUUUUCGCUGUGUUUUUUUUCCUUUCUCCUUUUUUUUGGCAGUAGAGAGACAUAGAAUUACAGUUUUAGUAAUUCUCUUUCUUCGAACAAAAGAGGAACGGACAAAACAGACUGAUUUACAGCGUCAUUGACUUUGUGUUUUUUUUUUUAUUUUGAGCGGUGCGGGGGAGUCGGUGCGUUGCGCCACCCCCCCCCCCCCCACCACCACCACCACCACCCUUCCACUGUUAGUGCCACUCCUAUUUUAAACUAAUCAAGGGUGGACUGUCCAGAUGGUCAAGCUGUUGCCCAUUUACUUCAGCGAAACUGUCCCCUUUGUCUCUGUUUAGCAGUGCACUGCACCGCUACCUUUCCCGACUACUGAGCGGAAGGCAAAAAACACUUUAGCAUAAUAAACUGUGGGCUGGAAUCGCUGAAACCAGACUGUUUUAAAAAACGUUAUAUGCAAGUGACAUUAACCUGAACCUUCAUGUGUGAAAUGUCACCGUUUGGAAAGAGUCCAUACCGUCAUCCCUGAGUUGAAAGCUUAGUGUCUUAAGGGUCGGGCUUGACUCCUGUCUUCAAACCUCCUGUCUUCAAAUGGUUAUCAUGCUGCAGUCAAUCAACUGAAAAACCCAGUCAGUUACCUUUUGUGUUCCUGUGGUAUUAACUCACCAUACUAACCUUCAAAAUUCACUAUCCCGAGUAACAAUAUCAUUUGAACCUGUUGUUACCUAUAGAGUGUAGUUUUGUAUCUCUCAAGUCAACUAGUUGAUUUUUUAUUUCUUUCAAAAAGGAUCAAGUUUCAUUUUUAGAAUUUUGUAUGCAUGUCUGAGACUUGCAAAGCUGAAUUUCAUUUUAUUGUAUAUAUUUAUGCGUAUGAAUAAGAUGUAAAAAAAAAAAAAAAAAGGAACCUAAGGCUUUGACAGUGCCUUGGAAUACACACUUUGAUCAAUUCUCGGCCUCCUUGUUUUAUUUUAGUAUUUUGGUUGAAAUUCUCCAUUUCUUAAGCGACAUUUGCCAGAAAAGAACAGUUAUUUCUUACAUACUGAAGGAUAUGCAAUAUCCCUGUGAACUUGCUUGCUAUUUUGAACCCCACCCACACCCACACUCCCCCUUUUUAAUCACAAGGGUGCAAAAAACUCAAAAAUAUUUUUGUGUAACUUUCAAGAAACUAUUUUUAGUAACAAAAAUCAGGUGUUUGCACUCAUAAAGAAGAGAGGAGGGUACUGUAUUUGUGAACAAAGCGUUGACAAAUCAUAUUUCUCAGCUUUACUGAGAAUAGCAAGGAUAGUAGUACUAGUACAUUACAGUUGGAGUUUGUAUGGUGCUGCGUUCCAUCCUUGUGCAACGAUCUAUGACUUCUCGAUAAAAUAAGCUGUGUCAGA